Messenger RNA from Diatraea saccharalis (sugarcane borer), 735 nucleotides. NCBI's taxonomy places the organism in Eukaryota, Metazoa, Arthropoda, Insecta, Lepidoptera, Crambidae. The record is from the annotation of a GenBank genome assembly.
AUGCCGCGGCCAUCGCGUGAAUCUUAUGGUGAUCAGAAGCCGCCAUACUCGUACAUCUCGUUAACGGCGAUGGCGAUAUGGAGUUCUCCGGAGCGCAUGUUGCCGUUGUCAGAGAUUUACCGGUUCAUCACGGAUCGUUUCCCGUAUUACAGACGGAACACACAACGCUGGCAGAACUCGCUAAGGCACAAUUUGUCUUUCAACGACUGUUUCGUGAAGGUGCCGCGGCGACCGGACAGACCGGGCAAAGGCGCAUACUGGACUCUGCAUCCGCAGGCUUUUGACAUGUUCGAAAAUGGAUCACUGUUGCGACGCCGUAAGCGUUUCAAGCUACAGAAAGGAGAGAAGGAUAAUCUGAGUGCGGAGUUGGCUGCUCUAGCGAGUUUCAAUAGAGCUUUUCUGGCUCGCCAGGCGGGAGCGCCGCCGCCGCCGGCGAUACCGAGUGCUAGUCUAUACACGCCGACUAUGUGCCCUCAGCUGAGUCCAGAGCCUGCAGAGUUGCCGGAGGUCGGUGGGAUGACGAUGCUGGUCCGAGAGCGUCCUAGGCGGGCGUUUACUAUUGAGGCGUUGUUAGAACCUGAACCACCGCGGUCACCGCCGUCGCCCCCGCAGCCGGUGAUGGCUAUGACUCUACCACCGUACGUGAUGGCGGCACAGCGGUACCACGCUGAGUUACUGGCUGCAGCACACGCGCUUCGUCCAUGUUACAUACCGCACCCGCUCUCAGUAGCGUGA